Sitodiplosis mosellana (orange wheat blossom midge) is the source of this 3624-nucleotide messenger RNA. It is a transcript of the gene frtz, whose product is annotated as WD repeat-containing and planar cell polarity effector protein fritz. Gene Ontology annotation, cellular component: axonemal basal plate. Bases 509 to 3436 code for a protein of 975 amino acids. The transcript is spliced from 6 exons. The record is from RefSeq and is a predicted model, not a curated record. Gene Ontology annotation, molecular function: protein binding. NCBI's taxonomy places the organism in Eukaryota, Metazoa, Arthropoda, Insecta, Diptera, Cecidomyiidae. Gene Ontology annotation, biological process: cilium organization; nervous system development; establishment of protein localization.
GUUUCAUGAUCCCUAUUAACAAAAAUUGGUUUAUUAUUAAUUUUCUCUCCAAUUUGAAUCAUUCAUAUCAAUUUUGAUAAUUUUAAUUUGAUAAACAAAUUGUGUUGAUAUUUAAAAUUAAAAAAACGAAAAUAACAUCCAUUCAACCGACUAAUGGAUUCAUUUCAACUCAAAUUGAAAAAUUUGAACAGUGCACUUUGCACACCAACUAUAAAACUUCAAAUAUAAGAAAGUAUUUUAUGGCACCUGUUGCUUGGAUGUCAAAUUUGUUAUGUAUGCGAAUUCCAUUGUAUUUAUUUUGAUUACGAUGAUUAUAUUUUUUAUUAAGUAAAGAAUUUUAGUGAUAAUUACUUUCGUCCAUAUAUUAUUUUAUUAAUAAAAAUAAUUCCUGUGAAAAGAUUGCGAGUUUUCUGAGAAUGUUGAUUAUUUGUAGAAACCAGAUGAUUAUUGAAUCGAGAUAAAUUUUCGGUUUAAAUAUAUUAUUUAUAAUAUUGUGCGAGCAUGAAAAAUGUUGACUCUAUUGAGCGAAGUAAAAUUUUUAACUGCACGGGAUGACAUUACUAUCAAGGAAACCGAUUUCGGUGCAUUCAAGUAUACCGAAAAGAAGACGGCAGCAGCAAAUCCAUAUGUGGAUGGUAAACAAGAAUAUGCCCAUUUUCGAGACCAAGAGUAUAUAUUGCACGGAAGAAAGACAAAGCAGCUAAAGAACUCGGUUAAGAAAUUGGAAGACAUGCUAAAGUGCCACCGAAUAGUACAUUGCAAUUGGACUGAUAAUGCUAUAAUUUCGAUUUUACUUUCGAAUGGACUCUUGGUCCAUAUUUGUAUAAACAUUUUCACUGGAGAUAUUAGUCGGAUGGCGUUUGAUCGAUUUUUUGUCGGCAAGCUGAUAUCAGAAUCGGUGACAAAUGUUAUAAUGACUCGAAUGCAUAUCUUAAUUUCAUAUGAUAUAAAUCAAUUGACAUUCGUGUACCUGCACAAGCCCAAUCUAAAAAAAAAUGCACCUGCAAAAAUCAGUCGAAUGGAUCCGAAAAUUUUCAACAUAAUCAUCAGUGGGACACAUACGAAAAAAAUCGCGAGACACUUAGCAUGCAAUACUAGCUCUGAUUUGUUGACCGUAUGGACAAAGUCAUCGCAGAAUGAAGUGUAUCCAUGGCGGCCUACCGUUCGUGAUCAAGAUCGGGCUAAUAUUCACAUUUACAGACUGAGCCGAAAUAAAAUUGAUCUUUUAUGUUUUCACUGGACCGAAAAUGAUCCAAUCAAUGUGGAGUUUUCCAAACUGAAUCAAAAUCAGUUGCGAUCCGUUGAACAAAAGAUGUCGAGAAAGGGUGAAGUGACCGUUGAAAUAUGCGUAUACGAAGUGAAUAAAUCGAAAAUGACGCGAAUGUCGACUACGUCGAUUCCAUUACAAUCUCAAGUUUGCUGCCAUUCAUUCAGUCCAGAUAAUGAGAAAUUGAUGUUGGGCUGUAUUGAUGCAUCAAUUAUACUUUUUGACGAAAGGGGAAUAACUCAUCUCAUAAAGGCAGCAUUCAUUCCAACGAUGGUGUCAUUCCAUGCCGACUCAGCCAUUUUGAUGAUAGCAAAUGAAAAAUGUCAAAUUCAGUGUUUUGAUAUAUCGCUAUCGUGUAUUCGAAAUCACAUUCUAAACGAAGAAAUGACAUCGGUUGGUGUUCUCGAUUUAACAGCUUACUUUAUGGCCCAACCCAUGCUGUUACAACUCAUGUGCAGUAAGAAACCCGACUUGGUGCAAUACAACGAAAAUUACAUUCAAUGCGAUUCGUAUGUUUUGUUACUGUUUGAAAAUGGUCCGAUCACCAUUUUACGUUUGUUCGGCGGAAGUGGUCUGAAAGGCGAUUUCCAUACAUCUGGUUUCACUGCAGAUGUUCUGAUUCAACAGUAUUUGAAAUUGAACAGUGUUGAGAAAGCGAUUAAUAUUUUAUUAUGUUUAAAUUGGGAUGUGUACGGUGCUAUGUUGAUGAUAAGCCUACACAAAAUAGCAAACUAUAUAUUCAGGCAGCCGUUUCAACAGGAGAGAGAAGCACAAUUAACUAAGGCACUCGGCAGCUUUCUAAUUCCCGUAAAACCGCUAUGCGAAGAAACACAAACAGAGUUUGGCGAUCAAGUUAGGGAUAUAACGAGGAAGUUUUUCCAAUACCUGCUCAGGAAUAGGUCAUACGAAAAAGCAUUUAAUUUGGCAAUCGACAUAGACGAUGAGGAUAUUUUCAUGGAUUUAUCGAAUUGUGCUAAACAAGAUGGUAAUUUGGAGUUGGCUCAGGACGCGUUCCGUAAAGCCGAACUAAUCAUUGCACGUCCAGAUAGCAGACAGAGUUCACAUUCGACGUGCUCGCGAGACUCUUGCUCCGUAUGUUUGACAAAUUCCUCCGCUGAUGAUGAAUCAGAAACGGAAAUGUCAUGGAAGGAUGAAUCUCAUCAAAAAAAGCCUUACAAAAGCAACCAUCCAUCGAAAGUCGUCCAGAAGAAAGAAACAAUGUACGCAGCUGCAUUUUCAAUUCCAAAGCCCGAACUGAAAGUUUCAAAUUAUUCCAAAAACACAGUUGUGAAAAUGCCACAGCCCAUAGCAGAUCAUGUAAAUUCAAGCAGGACGAAUAGAAAAAUGCUGAACUAUUCUACGGUAAAACCUCCCAAAAUUUCGCAUAGCAAAAGCGAAGUUGACUUUAGUGUGGAAUCUUCAUCAUCAGCCGCUUUAACUAAAUUAGCUAGGCUGGAAAGCAGUUGUUCAGAUGACCACGUCGAUCAUAUCAAUUCUACUAAUAUACCAGAUCCAUUGAAGUAUCAACAGCACGAGAAAGGGCAAACAAAUAGUGCACAACUUCCACAAUCUAUUCCACGGCAUCAUCAUGUUGUAGAUAUUGUACCAAAACCACAAUUAACGCAAGAGUGGAGCAUACCUGACCAAACGAUUGGCAUUCCGAUCGCGAGUCCAUCCAAUAUGGAUCACAUGAACACUGAGCCCAACAAACCAUGGAGCGUGCACAAUUUUCCUGGAUAUUUGCCAACAAUCAUACAUCAUCCGUUGGUUUCUGGCCACAUCCCUCCCACAUAUCACACCGAGCAUCGAAAAAAGAUGCCAUUGCCGUUGCCAAUGCAUAUGCCAUUGGAGCAAGCACAUCUACAUCCAACAAAUAUAUAUUCAUCAAUUCUAUCAACACCCCCACAACAACAACAACAGCCGAUCCCUAACUCAAAGAAGGAAAAUGGUGAAAAAAAUAAAGUGAAAUUUUCAAACACAGUGACCGUAGCUGUAGUACCAGAAAUACCUCGUAAAGAGAAAUCUCUGGUUGAACGUACGAGACGAAGUAACAACAUUCCGUCUGUCCAACCUCUUAACAAAGAUGUUUAUCUCAAGGAUUUCACAUCUAUAAGACGCCAAAAUGAUCCAUCGACCUCGAAAUCGCAAAGUUCUCUCACAUGGGUAUAAUAUCACCGAGCCACUUUUGAAAUUUCAUGGAAGCCGCCCUUUUAAUUUAUUUCAUCUGCAUCGCAUAGAUUCGUCCAGUUUUUAAAAAUUAUUUUAAUAGUCUUAUAUAUAUAAACUCUGUAGUAAAAUUAAUGAAAUUAAUGAAAUUAAUUAUUUGGGUGAAAUUUUAUAUUAAUUUCGAAGGCAAA